UGCCGGCCGGGAAUUACUUAGUUUCUUUCAAUUGAACAAGCAACAUCCUCUCGUUACAUGAAAAUCAGCAAACUCGCAUCAAACGGCGAAACAACUAGAGACACAGAGAGAGAGAGAGAGAGAGAUAGACAGUGUGCGAGAUACAGAGAGUUUUAUUAGUAAGGAAAGCGUUUAAAGCAGCACGCAAAGUAGCAAAGAGAGACGUGUUAAAAUCCGAUUUUUUAACAAAAGCUCAAGUGACACUGCUGAAUGGGAAAAAGAAACGUAAAAAAAGUGUUUUUGUGCGACAAAGUGAGUGUCUGAAAAUUCCGGCCCUGCCAUAAGUCAACCUGCAGCACACACACACACACAACCCCAAGUUUGGAAAAGGAAAUGAGGAAACAUUGAUUUUUCCCGUUUUCUUCGCAUCCAAUUUGCAAAGUAAUAAUACGGGGCUUUUGCUAGUUCAGCGGUUGACAGGUUCUCUGCUUCAUGUUUGACGUUUGUCAGGUACAGGGACACAACACGGUACAGCGGCGAAAGCGCAAGCGAAGUGGGCUGGAAAAAUCGUUGUGACACCCCGUUUCAACCCAACCCCGUGUGAAGGCGUAAGUGUGUAUUGUGCGUGCGUGUUCGAGGCAAAAAACCGACGACGACGACGACGACACGAUCGAUCCAAGUGAUAAUCAAGUGCUGUGAAAUUACAAAUAAUACAUUUUAAUCAAGGAAGAAAAGUUAAGGUCCCAGAAAGUACAAGACACACACACACACGCUGCUAACUACAAGCAGAAGAGAGCAAAAGCUGAAAAGUUCAAAUAGCAUUACUAAGGCGAUAAAAAGGAGCAACAAAACACGAUUUUCGUGUUUUUUUUGUGUGUUCGUACGCGUGUGUGUUGUUCCAUUUCAACCGUGAGUUUUGUGUGUGAAACAACCGAACCCCACCCCUCCCACCCACCAGGCAAGGGUAAAUCGGGGGAAUUUUCGCUGUUUUUAUUUAUGAGUGCGAAUUUGGCUGCUAUCGACGAACUGGUUGAAGAGUUUCUGAAAAUGGAACUCAUCUCCGUGCCGCCGUAUCCGGGCCAGCUGGGCUACCUCGGAUCGACCAAAGUGAACGAUUUCCGGACACCGUUGAUGCCAAUCCCGGCCAACAAUAGUAACAAAAAUUCUAAUCAAAGCCAACGCCAUCAGAGCCAGCCGCAGCAGCGGGAGCAGCAGCAGCAGCAGCAGGCCGCCAGCCAGCAGCAGCAGCUACCAUCCAGCCAGCCGCUGCGCAGUCACCAUCACAACAACAGCAGUAGCCAUCACCACCAUCACCAUCACCAUCACCACCAGCAGCUGCUGCAGCGGGAGCGGGAGGCGAAGCAGCAGCAGCGAGAGCUGGAACAGCAGCAGCAGCAGCAACAGUUGCUGCAGCAGCAGCAGCAGCGUCAGCAGCAACUGCAGCAGCAGCAGCAGCAGCAGCAGCAGUACUACAGCGAGAACCAGUACCCGCUGGAGCCGGCGACGAUAGCGCUGACCGCCUCGCCGCACGAGGAUGCCCUCCAGAAGCUGACCCAGCGGCUCGAGAGCGAGCUGCGCAUCGCCAAGCGGCAGCACCUGGCCUGCACCGAGGUGCUGCUGCCGGCCGACCUGCUGCCCCGGAUAUCGGCCGAGAUGUUCGAGCAGUCGGAGAAGGAACCGUGCGGCAUCCGCGGCUGCACGAUCUACAUCGAGUUCGAGGACGAGCCAGACAACACACGGCGGAUUGCGACGAUGAAGACCGAUCCGAACACCGUGUCGACGUUCGAGCUGUACCUUACGCUCAAACAGGACCGAAGGGGAUGGACCUCGAUUUUGCCACAAUUUUUGAAAAAUUUGGCACGUGGCAGUACAAUCAUGAUCAGCCCGGAGUUCCGGCUGACCAAGAACAAGCUCUACCAUGCGUACGCCGACUAAAGGGGCCCCCGAGGGGCAAACUUAUCAUUGCCCCCCCCCCUCCGCCUCCCCCUCUUUUCCCCUUUACUUCUCCCACCCCACUUAUUGCCUUCGAAUCCCGUUUUUGUGUGUUGCAAGCGCAAAUUGGGACAGGGCCAAUACAACUGAACAAACCUACAACAACAAUGUGUGUUUCUCAUCACCACCCACCCCACCGUGUGUGUGUGUGUGUGUGCCCAACACAGCAUCAACAUCACACGAGCACACCCCACCCCCCGUUUGGCGGACCGGUAGGCAGUAGCAGCGGCUGACCAUUUUGUAUUCCAAGAGGAGGAAGUAAACUACACGAUCCACCCACCGGUACCCACCCCGCACCACCACCAAGAGCGCGCGCGCGCCGCCAGCAAUUAUCGAAGAAGAAAAAACAAGUGAAAUAAUGUGCAUUUGUGUGUAAUGUAAAUGUGUGCAAAAUUGUGCAACGAAGAAGAAGCAAGCAAAGGAAAGCGGAAAAAAGCAAAGAAUAAGUAUGCGUAGUGCAAUCUGUGAUUUUUCUCUGCGCACAGCAGCAUAAGCGUCGUAAGCGUGUGUGUGUGUGUGUGUUUGUGUGGAACGAUUUGCUUGAUUUGAAAUCAUCUCCUCCACCCGACAGCAUCGCAAGCAGCGCGCACACACAACACCCCCCCCUUCGAACUGUGAUUAUGUGAUUAUGAUAUGCGCUCGAAUCGAAUUGUUUUGUUUGUGAAUGAAGAAGAAGAAGAGGAAGAAGAAGAAUACGAAGCAGAAGAAAGCCAAAAUGCCAUCGAACCGGAAGCUGGGGAAAGGAAGUUCUCCUGGGAGAGCGCGAAGCAACGUGUGGUGUUGCAAUGUGGACUGUUUUUGGCGGGCCCAUCGCGUUUGGCUCCCCGUGGUCGUGGGUGGUGGUAGUGGUGGUGGUGGUAGUGGAACGUCUGCAACGUCUUCAAAUCAAUUGGUGGAGAGAAGAAGAGCACGGGCAGCCGCUAUCUCUCUCUCUGCAUCGUUAAUCAUCAUCGUAGUCGUCACCAUCAUCGCCUCCCCUCCCCACGUCGUCGCAAAAGGUCGGCGUGGGCAACCCUCGUCGGCUCGAAGGAUACUCCCCCGGCAGCAGCAGCUGAGCAAAAAUGGGGGAGGAGGUUGGGGGCGGUGAUCUGCGUUCUUCAAAUCAUCCUGUGAUCGUCCCUCCGUUUGUUUUCUCCGUUUGGACAAACCCCCGGCUCAUUGUCGUCAUACGCAGCAUACGGAGCUGCGAGCAGCAGGAGCCAGGCAGGUGUGUUUGAUGUGGUGGCGCGGUGGACCUCGGUGGACCCACCCUCCCAGCCAGACACCCGGACAUGUGGCCCGGUGAGUGAGUGUGCGGAACUUGUUUUUUUUUUUUACAAUUACAAUUAGGCAGAGCAAAACAAAGCCGGUAGAGGAUGCAGAGCAAAUCGCAGAAUCGAAUUUUCAAGCGUAUUUUUCUUCCUUCUAACCUGCGCUCGCCUACCUCGCGUGCCGAGUCCAAUCUUUCGUACCAGAGAGAUACUAGUGAGGAGGUCACGUCGUGGGAAAGAGAAAAAGCAGCGAGUAAUAAGAAAAAGGGAAGAAAAACACGAUUGAAAAAACAAUACAAACAAAUUACACUCUAGAAUACGUUUAUAUAGGAAAGCCCCUAUCUCUCAACCCUUUCCCACACACACACACGUACACACACAUACGUGUGCGCGUACUACUAUUGCAAGAUGCAAACGAUUGAUAUGCAUCGCCGCAAACAAAAACUAAAAAACGAAACGAAAAUCGAUUUUCGAACGAACGCAUCAACUACUUUUUAAGUAUUUUAUAAAUAUUUAAAAUGAAGGCAAACCAACAACAACAUCAAACGUGUGUGUGUGUGUUUGUGUGAAUGUGGAAAAAGGGUGGGGAAGGGUGGAAAAGGCUCGGUUUAAAAACCAGUAAUGGAAGAAAAGAGAAGAAGCAACAAAAAAACCCCCCAAGUGAUGUUUAGUGUGUGUAAGAGCAAAAGCUAAGCAAAAGCAUAAAAAACGUAAGCAAACGCAAGAAAAGCUGAAAUGCUAUAAGUAUAUGAACAAAGCAACGGUGUAAAGGUAAAAGGAAAAAAAGGGAUUUAAGUUCAAAAACAGCAGCGCAGAGAAGAGGGGAUGAAAAGAGCAAACACAGCACAGAACUCACACUCAACACGAGCAAAAACAACACCACCACAAUAACAGAAACGUAAAUGAUUUGCAAUACUAAAGCUUAAUUAACAUUGAUAAUAGUAGCAACCGGGUGAGCGAAAAACUCUAAAUUCGAAGCAGGAAGAGCAUUGAACACACUCGCGCGUACACAGCACUGUUGGUCCGGCACACAGCCCCACACUUUGGAAGGGAGUGGGACAAAUACACCCACCACAAUAAUCUACCGGACGAUCGACGAUCGACUAGCACCGUUUGCAGGGAGGAGAAAAUGGUUUGGCUUUCUGCCUUACCUUUUUCGCUGGUUUUGGUUUAAAAUUUUCCCUUUUUUAACCUAUGGCACGGUUUAGUUUUUUGUUGUAAUUUUUUCCUUCUUUUCAAUAAGAUUUUUAAGCGAUGUCCAUUGCUUCUUCUUUGUGUGGUCACGUUUGCUGCCACUUCUUUUAUUUCGUUUUUUGCUGUUUUUAUCAGUAAGUUUUGCAUUUGUUUUUUUUUUUAUUUGUGGAAUAGAAAUUGCGCUUAACCAUAUCGAAAUGAUGGUUAAAAUGCGUUCUUCUUUCCCGUCGUCUCUUUCUACUACUUUGUUUGCGUGUACUGUAACACAAUUUGAACUGUGUUCGCCAGUUGGUUCUUUUUCCCCCGGACGAAUCGUAACAAUUUCGAUGAAGUAUUUAAGCGCAACAAGUCAAAUAUUAAAUUGAAUUACUUGUAAUUCAUUAUCUAGUAACGUUCUCUACUUUUUAAUCUAUUUUUUUUUGCUGUAUUUUUCGUUGUUGGUCGUGAACUCAUUUGCGUUCCCUUCCAAAUAUUUAUUUGUGUUUAUGGUGGAUUUUGAAACGGAGUCCAAAGGCGUGCGUGUGUGCGUGUGUAUGUGUGUUUCAAUGCUAUUGUUUCUGGUUGGGUGCAAAAACAAACAAACAAAAAACCGCCUUCCUUUUAACUGUGCGCGAAAACCCCGCAGCUCUUCUCCGAUUCUUGUGAACCGAUCCGAUUGUGAUGAUUUCCUAGUGAUUUUCCAAUUUUCCUCUUUACCUAGUACGUGUGUGCGUGUGUGCGCGAAAAAGCGGCUCUCCCCCGAAUACACAAUGUGUAGCAAUAGAGGGGGUGGGGUAGCACUCCAUGAUUUCGCCUUUCGAUUUUGCGAUAGGAGAAACAGAACUGUGGUGUGGCAGGCGCCAAAAAAAAAGAACAAAAACACACACACUAGGAGUUUUAGGGCAGCGCGUGAGAGGAGAAAAGCAAGUUUGUUAAUUUUUUUUUAAAUAUAUAUUGUAGGCAUGUACAAAAAAAAAAAACAAAACAAAACAAAAUCAAAUGCAUAAGUUUGUUCUUUGUUUUUGUGUCUAAAUUUUUGCAACAUAAUUAUUCUCGCCCCGUUUUUUUUUGACAUUUUUCGCAUUAGCGUGUGGACAUUCAGUUCUCACAUACAAAUACAAUUACACACACACACACACUCACACGAGCAACACAUAUGGGUAGAAAGAAGGGAGAGCAAGUGGGGAAAAAAAAGCGAGAGGAACCAGGGGUGCAGAAGUGUGUUGGGUGCAUGGUUUUAGGAUUUUCAAAUUUUUUUACAAACACAAACAAAUUAAGCGAACGAAUUAAUGCUCGUAAGAGCGCGGCCGGCGAGAGAGUGGAGGAGAAGCAUUGAUGAAUUGGUGGGGAGAGAGAGAGAGAGAGGUUCGUUUAUAAUAUGAUAGCAAACUUACAGUUUUGCGUUUAUCUCUUGUGAUUGAUGGAAUACAAAAGUGGAAGGAGAGGAGAGAGGGUGGAGGAUGUAAGCGGGAGAGAGAGAGGAAAAGAGAAGUGUGAUUGCGCAUUUUCAUUCAUUCAUGAUACAAAUUAAGGAAACGCGGGGAGAACAAGAAAAGCGUAGCAUUAACGUACUACUAUCGAAUACACAAAAAUUACAAAUGAAAGUGAAAAUAGAAGAAGAAGGAGAGAGAGAGAGGAAGCAAAAUAAUCGUAGCGUAACGAGAAGGGAAGAGGAAGCACGAGAAAAGAGAACAAAAAAAGAGAGAGGAAGGCGAAUACGCACGGUGGUACAACACACGUUGCGCGCGCGAUACAAACUAAUUUUAAGGGCCAAAAUGAGAUAUGGAAGAUUGGAUGAUGAGUAAGUGUGUUUGUGAAGCUCAUGUUUGUUUUUUUUUUUAAUCUUUUUCGACUCUUAUCUGUCUUUCGAACCCCCUCCCAACACCUGCUUUGGUGUUAUAUCUGCUUGUUUUGGCAAAAUAUUAUUCAUAUUUUAAACAUCCUCAAAUUUUGCACCAAUUUUUAACCCCCUCCGCAGUCAGCAUCUCAUGCUCCAUGUAUUAGUAUUUUGUGUUGUGUUUGUUUUGUUUUUUGAAGACAAAAAAAUGCAUUUUCAAGCAUGAAAGUGUGUCUCUGUUGGUACAAAAAAAAAAAAACACUGUCGUUUCAUCCAGGAAUGAAAUGCAUAAAAACAAAACAAACGCAAUUGCCUAGUUUUCGAACGAUUCGGAAUACAAUUCGGACCUUGUAUAGUUCCUACCUGCCUCCCCACACCACCACCACCGCCGCCGCUCCCCGAGGUUUGUUUCCCCGAGAUCGAGAUCGAGCAAAACGGGUGGGACAGCAGAACAAAAUGGUUUUGGUGGUAAGGAAAGGAAAAACAUAAACGACACAAAAUCAAAACUUUCGAUGAAGGAACGAAGGGGAAAAGCAAAAGAGGAAAAUGAGAGAACUGCAUGUUAAAAAUUGGAAGUGUAAAAAAAAGGGUUGGGAAAAAGAGAAAAGCAAAGAAAAGAAAAGAAAAAAAAGCAUUAAAAUUAACGAAAAGCGAAGCAGAAUGGAAUGGAACAAAAUUAAUGAUAAACAGAUUUAAAACAAGAAAAAAAAAUUAAGUGCAUGGUACACAAAAACUAACAUGAUAAGCAACACACAAACACAUACAAGCAGAGAGAGAGAGGGAGAGCGAAGGAGGAGUAGGAGAUGAUGGUGGAAAUGCAAAUAGGUGGAUAAGCCAGUGGAAGUCAGGAAAAGCCGAUAAUAAAGCAUUUGUGAGUAAAGGGAUGGAAAGGAGAGCAAGCAGUGUAGGAUGAAGACACAGAAACACAUUACACAUUACGCCCAUACACACAUAGUAACACAACUCAACACGAGCACACAUUGAAAACAGUCAAAAACACACAAACACACACACACACACACACACACACACACACACAGACAAACUAUACACGCAACGUGUACCGAUUCCUUAACUGACGAGGUAGCUCUUUUCCUCCUGUUCGUUUGUUUUUGAAACAAGAAAACAAAUCAUUGAUCUUAAGCUUAAGCAUUGAAAGGAAGAUAUUUUUUGAAAAUGUUUUUCCUUCCUUCUCUUUUGUCUAAAACAAAAGCAAAACAACACACACACUCACACAGUGGUGUUCCCGGUUUUGUCUCUUUGUAUAAAUUAUUCGAGCGCCGUGCGUUAAAUACAAAAAACAGUAAAGGAAAAAAAAACAACUAAUAGCAGCGCCGCAGCAAACGAAAACAAAAGUUUAUAAUUUAAAGAGACAAACAAACACACAGACACACAAGCAAGUUAAGAUAAGAGCGGAGAUAACAUGUGAAUACAACACAGAGGGAAAAAGGAAAAUGGAGUAAGCGCGAAUAAGGAAGCGCGAGGAUAAUUUGUGAGCGCGCGCGCGUACCGGUGCGCACCGGGCGAGCCGAGUGGAAAAGAAUUGCAGGAGAAAAAACGGGAAAACGGGACGUAUUUCCCUCCCCCCCCCCCCAUCUCCCAAGCACCCCGCUCACCCCAUUGCAGUGUCGUGUGCGUGAAGAAAAAGGGAGCAUAAAAUGUGAAAAAGGAGAAAAGAAGGAAAGGAUAAAAAACCGUUUCAUUUGUGAUAUUUGAAUUUACGAAUUAAGGAUACAAAAUAUCUUUCUCCUUUUUUUAUUAUUAUUAUUACCUUGUGUACUACCUACUACUACACCUAACUCUACCUUUACCGCUACUCUAUUAUUAUUAUUAUAAUUUGUUUUUAACUUAUGUGUAGUGAAACCCCCCCUAUUUUCCCGUUUUCUUCUGCAAGUUCUUUUCUGUGUUUUUUUUUAUUAUUUGUGAUCUCACUGUCUUUUGUUUUUAAGACAUCCAAUUUAGUCUGUAGAAGUUGUUUUUUUGAAGAAAAAAUAAAAUACCACAUGGAAAAAAAUGUGCAAAAUAACAAACAUACUUUACUUUUGUUUUCUUUUUUUUCGUUUCUUUUAUUAUUUUUUUUGUUUAUAUAUUUCUCUACCCUCGUCCGUGCACCGAAAUAUGUUUCUGUUCUGUUGUUCUUCUCCUGGUUUGUUGAUUUGUUUUUCUUUUCACCUUUUGUUUUCGCUUUGCGUUCUUCGGUUUGUUGUUUCUGGGUUGUGUGUUUCUUCGGUGGUGUUUAGAAACUUGGUUGUUAUUUCUUUCUUUCUUUCUGCUCUCUAUUUAUUCGGUUCGGUUUUCCUGCGUUUCGGGACGUUGCGUUUUCUGUUUUGCGGUUUAUACAACUUCAAUCAUCACACUCAGCACCGAAAGAACGCAAUGCAAACGAAUAUCAAAAACAAACUACAAAAGUAAGACAAAUAAAAACGCUGUGGAAGAAGAAGAAAAUAUCAAUUAGCCCAAAGUGCGCGUGCACCUUCUCACAAGCCUCAUUUACUGUUCAGCCACACCUGCACCCGCGGAUAAAUAGUGAAACUGAAAAGCCAAUUCCGUAAACCAAGCUCAAUAUUUUGCAUUUUGUCCGUCGGCCCAGGCUCGGGAGCCGCAACAGCUCGCGUAAGUGUAAUAAACGGCCAGUAAAUGUCAGUAAAUGGAUGAAAUUAGCAGUCGAUUGUUUAAUGCAUUGGCAGGUCUAAAACAAAUCUACACAAGCACACACAAUUUACCCCAAACACGAUGGAAAUAAAGAGAACUACACUGAAAAGUACACACGGCAACACAACACACACACACACCAUUAUUCAGAUUGCAUUUGCUUCGGAGUCUUCUGAGGAGGCGCACCGAAUGAAACCGCGAAGAGGAAAACUCACAAUUGUUUGUUAUUGAUUGAGAAUUGAGAAGAUAAUAAAGCAAAACAAAAAAAAACAAAACAAACAAACAAACCACAAAACCACGUGACGAAUCAAUCGAUCGAAAAUCCAACCGAAAAUGGAACAUUAAAGAAGAGAAAAGAUAAUUAUCCAAAAAAUAAUGAAACAAAAAGAAAACUUACCAAAAAAAAAACAAACAAACAAACAAAGUAUAUGUAUGUGUCUGUAGUAGUUAUUAACAAAUUAAUCAAUAACACAAAACAAACGAAAUCGUGACAAAAAGCAAAAUAAAAUUAUGAAACAACACAAAACCAAACAAACAAACAUAUUUUACAAAAGCUAUAAAAAAAAAACACUUUUCCCCAAUUCUAACCGUUUUGUCCACCGAAUGUGGGGCCGCUCAUCGAUAACUCAAGAUGAUACGAUGAGCUCUACUGGUCUACUGGACCAAAGAACCGGUAAAGAGAAGCAGACAGACGAACUGAGAGCUGUGUGUGUGAGUGUUUGAAUAGGAGAAGAGCGAUGGUUCGUUUUGUCGUUUUCUUCACAUUGUCCGAGCCUUAUUAACUGUGCGGUGUUCUAUCGAUGUUUGGAAGUGAAGGGUUAGACGAAAGCAAGAGGAGGGAGUGAGAGUCAUGGAGAGUGAAAGCGGGUGGUAGAUCAUUCUCUUUCAGGCAGUGGAAAAAUUGCAUCCCUCCCAUUUGCGGGGAGCGCUGAGCUGAAAGCGACAAAGAUGGAAGAUUUAAACGAAAUCCCACCAAAAACCAUUUAACCAAACCCUUAUCCACCAUACAGGCUGGUGAGGGUGAGUAGUGUCGGUGUCUGUAAAUGCUGCUCUCUCUCCUCCGUCUCCCCGUUUCGCUUUUUUGUCUACUCCCCCCUGUUCACCUGGGACACUAGACAAACUGUGAACCAUCUUUGCUUUCCUGGGGACCUGGCCCGGUACUUCGGUGCCUCCAGGCCAGGCGAGAGAAAUUCGGUUUGUGUGCUCAUACUGAAGUCUGAAACAAAAAAAAAAAGAUUGAGAAGCCAUUAAAAAUCAACCCACAAGGCGGGCGACACGCACGGCUCUAGCACGGUGGACAGCAAAAAGAGCAGAAGGUAUGAACUUGAUAAAACAAGCGGUUAGAAGCGAGGAAGAGACAAAGAAAAAAAAAAGAAGAAGGGAAGCAGAAAACAAAAUAAAAGUACUGUGUGUGUGUUUUUUCUAUAUUUAUAUAAUAUACAUAAAAAUAUAUAUAUAUACACAUAUGUCGAGCGGUAAAGGAGGUAUGAAAUAUUAAUCGAGAAAACAAAACCAAAAAAAAAAUACAACAAAAAAAGAAAAGCGAAACAAAAACCGUCACCAACAAAAGAAGUAAGAAGGACGAAAAAGAAAAUGUGAACAAAAAAAAAACACAAACAAACAAACAAACAAUACACAACAAACUAGGAUUUUCAAAUUUGAUAAACUAUUGAUAAUAAAUGACAAACUCGACAAAUUUUUACACACACACGCAGACGCAAAUUAACAAAAACAAGCAAGGAAACGAAAUACGAAACCCAAUACACAACAGCAUACACAAGGAGGAUGUGUUGGUGGAAAUGCAUCCAACCCAACAAGGAAACCCUAAACAAAGCAAAUCAGAGUACAGUCGCGCGUGUUUGCUUUCCACACCACGAACUUUAUCAUGCUGUUUGUAUUUUUGUUUUUAACGAAUGCCAAUUUGUCAUUUGUUUCUUGCUCGAUGAUGUCUAUUCAUUCAAUGCAGUCCUUUUAGCUCUGUUCUCUCGUAUGGGAAGAAUAUAUAUUUAAUAUCCUUUGAUAAUUUUUAUUCGUUUUCAAAUGAUAAAAUUUCUCUACAAUUAAGUUACCUUUCAUCUAAACCAGCUCUCAUGCUGUUUUUUUUUUAAUUAUAUUCCUUGUGAGUUGGUCAGAGAUGUCACACUUCUCCUCAUUGGAACCCACUUGUUGCUUUGAACAAAUGAGCAAACUAACCACUCCUUAAUUUUUUCACACAAAACACUAGUAAACACUAUACUAAAAAAAGAAAACGAUAAUACAAUCCAUAUCCCGAGAGUAAAACCAGCAGCAAACAAAACAAGAAACAAACAAACAAACAAACAAAAGUAGUAGAAUGAAUACAAUUAUUAACCUAAACAAAACAAAACAAAAACACUACAAAAAACACAAAACGGCUUCAGUCGGUUAACGUCGGCGUGAAGCAGAAGAGAGCAGCGAAACACAGUGCAAGUUUAAUGGAUAUAGUAGUCGAACCUUAGGGGAUAGAAAACGUGCGUUUGGACGGUUUGACAAGUGAAUGUUUAGAAUGCGGGCAGGCGAAGAAGGAAAGGCAGAAAGGGUGGAAAGGAAUAAACAAAACAAAAACACAUACAUACACACGCGUGCACAAAAUAAUCGAUAUGUAAUUGUAGUAGAUUUUUUCUCUCCCCCCGAUUUCCGCAGUAAACCCGCAAAACCGUUCAACAGCCGAAAUGCAAAAGCAGCAGCAACAAACAAAACCCUAAAUCAGACAGCAAACAGAACCAUAGUUGUAUUGGUAAUAACAAUAAUCUUAUAAAAUGCAACCAAAACACAUAGCAAGCAAGAAAAGAUAAAAGGGAUUAAGAGAGAGAGAGAGAGAGAGAAAAGAGGAAAAAACAACAGCAAAACGAAAUACAAAACUCUAACCAAAUCAUUUAGUAGUGGGACGUAUGUGUCUUUCGUACAUUUUUUAAACACUAAUAUGUAUAAAAAAAACAUUUGUUGGCUCUUAUCCAUUAAUGCUCGGACGUGUUGCUUCUUUGCAAACAAUCAGAUAAGCACCAGUAACAGCAGCAAAUAGACAUACGUACACACACACACAUAUUGGAAUAGAGAGAAAACCCGAAAACAUACUACAAGAGCAUAACGGCAAAAGCUGUAAACAAUAGUAAAUGGUUUAAGUAUGGAACAAAAAAAAAACAAUACAAACAAAACGAACCAAAACAAACACAAAAACAGACACACAACAAACACAGAGAACGAACAAAACAAAAACAAAAAAUCAACUUAUUAACUUAUAUGUGUACAUGUGUAUAAUCAGCAGCAAGGAUUCAGUGGGAACAUCUUGGGUCGGUUUUUUCUAUUGCGUUUGCCGCAUAUAUCUGAGAGUAGCGGACAAGAAAGACCGCCGCGUACAGGAACAACGACGUGAAUGAACUGGAGUAACGCUUGUGUUUCCCAUAUCCAAAAAAAAAAAAAAACGAAUGAAAAGGGAAUAGCUAGUGAGGCGAGCCAGCAUAAGUGUGUAAAAGUGUGUUUCUUAACCUGCAAACGGGAACAAUAAUCAUUUAGUUUGGCGUUAAACGUCAAAGGCGUUUGUUUUUUACGAAAGAGAGAGAGAGAGAGCGCUUAAGCGGUUAAGGUUGAAGCGGGAUGGUCGAUGGAGGCGCCUGGUACUUUUUGCAAAGAAAGCGAGCGCCACAGCUUACGUUACUGUUAUGACGAGUCGUACGACCGUGUGCGUGUGCGUGUGUGUGUGUUUGGUUGAGCGAGAUAAAAAAGGGACUAAUAGCUGAGUUGUGUUUGCUUCCAACGGGCAGGGCAACGCGGGCACGAACACUCAAACCAAUCGAUGUACAAACAAUGUAUUGAUUAAUCGUUUACCCUACUGUGUAAUACCUACUAUAUAGAUAGUGUUAGCGUGUAAGUAUUGAUUACUGUGCUGUAUUAGUCGUAGUUCCACCCAGCUAACGAUGAGUUUCUGCUUUUCUUGCUCCAUUUUUCAGUUGUUUUUGUUUUUUUUUUUUUGCUGUUGUUUACUGCUCUUAUUUACCUGUUUAUGUUUUUGAUUGAGUUGUUUUGUUCACAUGUUUAGGUUUAUGUUUCUUUUUUUUUGUAUUUAUUUGAUAUUAUUUAUUUCAUGUUUCUUCUUUCCAAUUUAAACUCUCUCUUUGCAACUUUCCUUCUUUUACUAGUUUUAAUUCAUCGUUAGAACAUGGAUGAAAACUCUUAACGUGAUAUUUGUGAUCGUAGAUCCCGAUGCUCCUUACUGCGCAGAACCAACGCGCACGCACACACUCAAACACACACGCUCGAAACAAAGCAAAUCAAAUCAACCGAGUACUGCAAGCACUCUAGAGUCUAUCCUACAAGUACAAACAUAAAGCAGAUAAUAAGACCGUUGUAAAACACCAGGCGCUCCCAUCGGCAGCGAAGGCAACCGCAAGCGGUGGAGCGGGAAAGGAGCGGUAAGGUGUGUAGUGUAGGGGGUAUUUUUAAUCAUCAGUAUUUGAUAAGUUUGGUCACUUCGUUGUGAUACGUUAUUUGCCGUAGUUAGACGAGCCGCCCGUACUGAUAAUGGUUGAUGAUUUCUCCAAAAGGCUCUAGUAUUUUUCCAAUUUAACGUCCAUGCUCUGUCAACCAGCAGCAGUAAAGUGGGUGGUACAUCUGGAGCGGAGCAGGUUUUCCGGUAUAGCGUGUGACUGUUUUUUUUCGAUUUCGAACAAUGUGAUUUUAUGUUACGGUUGUUCGCCUUUCCUCGUACGAGCAUUUGGACAGCGACAGCACAAACAGAUUUUUAUUUUUUUUCAACACAAAACGUGAAACUACUUUAGUUGAUACCGUAUCAGGCAAUUCGAAAGCGAAACAAGCAAGGAAAACAAAAAACAAAAGACGAAUACAACAAAAAAACAACGCUGUCUGUGUAACUCUGUGUGUGUGUUUGUGUAUGUGAGUCGAAUAGCGAUUAGAAAGGGGCGAAGAACGAAGUGAAGAAAAUAAAGCGAUGAACAGGCGUGGGGAAAGGUAAAACACAACAAAUUAUAAGUGAUAGUAUCUAAAAGUGAUAAUAAGUAAGGCACACGUGUCCGUACGAGAACAAAAAGAAAACCAAAAUAAGAAAACAAAAAAACCAAGUUAAGAACAAACACAACAAACAACAAAGUGUGGGCAAAGAGUGAGUCAAAACACUGAUCGCAAAGGACGGAACAAAGUAAAGAAGCACCAAAUAAAACAAAACAAAUAAAAAACAAUGUUGGAAUGAAAAGUUGCAAAAUCAUGUGCAAAGGUGUGGCAAACCAAAAUUCCAGAUCCAGUGGUAGGCGCAUUUAACAAAUUAUUCAUGAUCUUAUAAUAACAACAAGAGCAGAAAACAAAAAAAGAACAAAAUAAAAAAUAACAAAACAACUCGAUACUAUGUGGUGGACAAUUUAGCGAACAAAAUAAAUCUUACAAUUUGAAAAAAAAA
This is a messenger RNA of Anopheles gambiae (African malaria mosquito), 14308 nucleotides long. Its product is annotated as protein scylla. Gene Ontology annotation, biological process: regulation of TOR signaling; negative regulation of signal transduction; apoptotic process. Bases 976 to 1914 code for a protein of 312 amino acids. The transcript is spliced from 4 exons. NCBI's taxonomy places the organism in Eukaryota, Metazoa, Arthropoda, Insecta, Diptera, Culicidae. Gene Ontology annotation, cellular component: cytoplasm. The record is from RefSeq and is a predicted model, not a curated record.